Euleptes europaea (tarantolino) is the source of this 1452-nucleotide messenger RNA. Its product is annotated as E3 ubiquitin-protein ligase TRIM7-like. Gene Ontology annotation, molecular function: zinc ion binding; protein binding. The record is from RefSeq and is a predicted model, not a curated record. Bases 1 to 1452 code for a protein of 483 amino acids. NCBI's taxonomy places the organism in Eukaryota, Metazoa, Chordata, Lepidosauria, Squamata, Sphaerodactylidae. The transcript is spliced from 7 exons.
AUGGCCGACGAAUGUCCCCAAACAAGGCUCCAGCGGGAAGUGAUGUGCUCCGUCUGCCUGGAGCUCUUCACGGACCCGUACAGAGUUGACUGUGGACACAGCUUCUGCCGCGCCUGCAUUUCCCAGUGCCUGGCGGAGACUUCGGCCGAAGCCACCUGCCCCCAGUGCCGAGUGCCGAUUCAGCCCCAGAAUUUCACACCAAACAAGGACAUGGCCCGCUUUGUCGAAAUAGUGAAGCAGAUGAGCGGCCCCAGUGUGGUGGAAGCAGGGAGGAAGGAUAUCUGUGAGGCGCACCAGGAGCCCUUGAAAUAUUUCUGCAAGACUGAUCAAGUCCACAUCUGUCCAGUGUGUGACAAAUCGGAAAGCCACGAGGGCCAUGACACGGUUCCCGUGGAGGCGGCUGCCCAAGAGUUGAAGGGGUGUGAAACAUACAUCCUACGGGCCGGAUCCGGCCCCUUGAGAGCCGUUAUCCGGCCCAAGAACCAGACGAGGCAGCCACCCCCACCCCAAUCCCGAACUGGGAUGCUGAAAAUGGCAGAAGGGAAGGACAAAAUAAUGACCAGCUUCCUGGUGCUGCGGGAAUUUCUGGUGGAUGCGGAAAUCCUCGUGUGUAAUGAGGUGAGCAGGUUGAUCAACGAGAUCGUGAGGACGCAGGAGGGGAACAUGAGGCGAGGUCAGGAGAAGCUCACUUCUUUCAACCACAUCCUUGAGAGGAUGGAAGAGAUGUGUCGGUUGCCGGAAGAGGAACUCAUGCAGCAAGCUGGUAGUAACUGGCAGAGGUGGGUGAGGGAGACAUUUGACAGACCUGUGGCAUACUCCCCUGCGCUGAAAUGGAAAGUAUGGGAGCUGUGCGAUAUUCAUAACUUUCUGGAGAAUGCCAUCAGUCAACUCCGAGUUCUGUUUGACUCUGGAUAUCGGCUGCAAUACCAGAAAGUAAAUGUGACUUUGGAUCCUGCUACAGCAUAUCCCAAGCUCUUACUGUCUGGGGACUGUAGAACGGUGAAAUGGGAUGACCAAUCUCAGGACAUGCCCGACAAUCCACUGAGGUUCGACUCCUGUUAUUGUGUGCUGGGAUGCGAAGGGUACAGCUCUGGCAGGCUUUAUUGGGAUGUCGACGUGGGGACAGAGGGCAACUGGGCCAUCGGAGUGGCCAAGGAGUCUUCAGAGCGCAAGGGGGAACUAGUUCUGAACUCUGAGAACGGGAUCUACGCCAUCGGGAAGUGCGGGGAUACCUACUGGGCUUUUGAAGAGAUUAACGUCACUUUCCCGUGGAAACCUCUGAAGCCUGUGAGAAUCAGAGUCUUCCUGGACUACGUCGGGGCGGGUGUGACGUUCUUCAACGCCGACCACGCAGUAGAGCUUUUUGAGUUCAGAGAAAAUUCCUUUGGCAAUGAGAGGCUUUACCCCUUCUUCUGGCUCCAGAAGGGCAGCCAGCUCAAAAUCCAUCCUUAG